Molecule: messenger RNA, 1663 nt
Organism: Prunus avium (sweet cherry)
Lineage: Eukaryota; Viridiplantae; Streptophyta; Magnoliopsida; Rosales; Rosaceae
Source: RefSeq, a predicted model, not a curated record
UUUUUUUUCGUGAAAUAACAAUUGCCAAAACCCUAAUCGAAUCGUUUCCUAUUGUGGCCAGAUAGAAUAGUAAUAAUAAUAAGUAAGAGAGAGAGAGAGAGAGAGAGAGAGAGAGAGAGAGAGGAGUUCUAUUGUGAACCGGAUGCAGAAAGAGUCGCCGACUAAAAAGGUGAUAUAAAUAGAGGCUUGUUGGCAGGGAGUCACAGUGGGAGUUUCGCCAUGGCCGAAAGCUCUUUCAAGAACGAAUAUCCUCAGGUAAGAUGUUUCAGAAAUGACCCAAGCAGAGGAGAACACUCCAGAUCCGGCACCCAUGAUUGUUGAGAAUUCUGCAACCAUUGACAUUCCUGACCUUGGAAAGAGGAAAAAUUCGUCAAGAAAAGGAAGGAAAAAUUUGGGGCCCGUUGUUUGGCCAUGGCCCGUUAUUGGUUUAGAACCUUUUGAUUACAAAUUGGUUUCGGAGACCAAGAUUCCUAGCCACGUUGUGACUCGUAGCUGUCUUGUGAGGAUUCAACCAAAGGGCUACAAGGACCACCGACCUUGUUUAGAUCCACCUUGUUUAGAUGCUGUGUAUUUGAGGGAGAUACGCCCAGAUCUUAUACCAGUGAUGGUGGAGAAGGAUGCAAGGAGUUACCUUCCUGUCAUGAACAUGAAGAAAUACCUUGUCCGUCGUGAUAUGCCCAUUAGAGAAUUUGUUAAUUUUAUUCGGUUUAAUAUCAAGCUCAGCAGAAAAAAGCCUAUAGUUGUCUGUUUCAAGAACACUAAACCUCCCACUGGUGCCUUGAUGUCUGCAAUCGAUGAGGAAAAUAAGGAUGAAGAUGGAUUUCUUCACAUUACGUACAGUGGAAAAGGAAUACAGGAGAACAGUCGCAGCAUGUGUUUCACCUUGGAUGAAUGCUCAUACAAGAACACAUAUCCUCAGGGAAUGACACAAGCAGAAACAAAUCCAACACCAGUAAGAACUUCACAGAAUCAGAUAUGUUUAGUUCCUAGUCGUUCACAGGCCAUAAUGUUUGACAGUCCUGACAUUGAAGAAAAUCUAAAUUGGUCAUGGCCCAUUAGUUAUUUAGACAAUUGGAGGAGUGUCGCCGAGAAGGCUUUGAGGAACCCUGGAAAGAAGAGGUACAAAGGCCUCCUUACUUCUUUAGAUGGUGAUUAUUUGAGGGAGGCGCGUCCAAAUUUUAGACCAGUGAUUUUGGAGAAAGAUGCAAGGAGUGGCAUUCCUGACAUGGUCCGGAAGAAAUUCCUUGUCCCUGAUGAUAUGCCUCUCGGAGAUUUUUUUAAUCAUAUUCGGUUUCAAGUCAAGCGCAGCAGACAGUUAGUCGUCGGCGCAAUAAACCCUAUAUUUAUGUUUUUCAAGAACACUAAACCUCCCAUUGACGCCUUGAUGUCCGCAAUCUAUGAGGAAAACAAGGAUGAAGAUGGAUAUCUUCACAUUACGUACAGUGGAGAGGAGAGUGUAUGUGGAUCCAAUGAAGCACAAGAAUGCAUGCUAUGUGGUAGAUCUUAAGGGAAAGUGUAAAAUCUCGGAGGUCCGAGUGAAUGAUCUGACUUGCUUAAAUCCUCAUCUUGUGGCCUUAUUAUGGUGCUGGAAAUAUGUAGUUUUAUGACAUUGAAAGAAAUGGACUUGGCGGCUGCAUGCAUGGAGUUGAAAUAAUUUUAAUGA